AUGGAAAGUGUUUGGAAAGUUUACAAGACAAAACAAUGUAACAGCAUCCUAAAGAACCAGGAAUGCAGCCAAAAGGAGUACUGCACAUUUUUUCACGACGAAACAGACCGUCGGCGGACUUUAAACUUAUCAUAUGAGCCCAUUCUUUGUUUAGACUCGAUCACGUCCGACCAUUGUUUGCAUGAAACCUGUAAGUUCUGCAGAAAUUUUAACGAGUAUAUCUAUCAUCCUCAGAAUUUUAAAACCAGAGAGUGCGUAAACCGCAAACUUGGCAUUUCCUGCACAUUUAUAUCGUGCCCUUAUUUUCAUUCUCCAGAAGAGCGCUACCAAUUUCAGCUAUUACGAGAAAAUAUGACCAAGCACAACCACGACAACGAAGGCUACGAGUCUGAAAGCGAAAGCGAAACGCCUCUUCAGGCUAAACCUAUCGCUAAAAAAGAAACUUCGGUGCCUGUAGAAGUUAGAAUGCCUGAUCUAAAAAGACUCCCCAGUGAGCGUGGGUAUUAUGUUCUCAAAGAAGAGGUAAAAAAAUUCGAAGACAGACAUACAGAAUUUAAAGCCUGCUCAGGCAAAGUCUUUAACCCAAACCUAGCGGUUGAUUUAAUUACCCCUUAUAUAUGUGCCUUUCUAAAUACACAAGGCGGGACUUUAUUUUAUGGGAUUAGAGAUGAUGGACUGGUAAAUGGGGUUACGCUGACUAGAAAAUUAAGGGAUCAGUUUAGCACAAUUAUUGAUUCAGUGCUUAAUGCAUUUACCCCACAUUUAAGUGCUGAUGACUAUCAGAUUAAUUUUGCUAAUGUCCAUGGAAAAGAUGGGCAGAGGAUCAAUGACUUGUAUGUGAUUGAGAUUAAGGUAAAAAAAGGAGAUAAAAAUGAAAUUUAUUUUUCGAAUAAAGGAGAAGCUUAUAUAAAGAGAGAUGCAAGCAUUUCGCUGCUGAAAGGGCCAAAUCUGCUGAAAUUUUUCCAGAAGAGAAGCAAUGGGCAAGUUUCGCCGUAG
Blepharisma stoltei is the source of this 996-nucleotide messenger RNA. The record is from the annotation of a GenBank genome assembly. NCBI's taxonomy places the organism in Eukaryota, Ciliophora, Heterotrichea, Heterotrichida, Blepharismidae.